AUGGACCAUGAUAUCAAAUCGGAAAAACCAACCUCGCCGUUAACCACCGACCACAUUCCACCGUCCUCCACCGGAAUCCUCCCCUUAACCAACCCUUCAACCACCACCUCCGCCACCACCCACAAAAAACUAACUCUCAUCCCACUCAUCUUCUUAAUCUACUUCGAAGUUGCCGGAGGUCCUUACGGCGAAGAACCAGCAGUUCAGGCGGCCGGCCCACUCUUCGCCAUCAUCGGAUUCCUGGUCUUCCCGUUCAUAUGGAGUAUCCCGGAAGCUCUUGUCACCGCCGAACUCUCCACCACUUUUCCCGGCAACGGUGGUUUUGUCAUAUGGGCGUAUAAAGCAUUCGGUCCCUUCUGUGGGUCCUUAAUGGGUACAUGGAAAUUUCUCACCGGUGUCAUCAACAUCGCAGCAUUUCCGAUUCUAUGCAUCGACUACAUGGAAAAGCUAUUUCCGAUCUUCUCCUCCGGCUUACCUCGAACUCUAGCAAUCUUGUUUUCCACCCUCUUCCUCUCUUUCGUCAACUACACCGGUCUGAAUAUCGUCGGUAUCGCCGCCAUCACUCUCGGAGUCAUCUCUCUUCUCCCCUUCAUCCUCAUGUCACUCAUCGCCAUCCCUCAAAUCCAGCCACACAGGUGGCUAAGUUUAGGCCAAAAGGGUGUCAAAAAAGACUGGAACUUGUUCUUCAAUACCCUUUUCUGGAACUUAAACUUCUGGGACACCGUGAGUACGAUGGCCGGUGAAGUCGAAAACCCAAAAAAGACUUUCCCCGCAGCACUCUUCUCCGCCGUGAUCUUGACUUGUUUAGCGUAUAUAAUCCCUCUCAUGGCGGUCACCGGAGCUGUUUCGGUAGACCAAAGUGAAUGGGAAUCCGGGUUCAUGGCAGUGGCGGCAGAGAUGAUCUCAGGGAAGUGGUUAAAGAUUUGGGUCGAAAUCGGAGCUGUGUUAUCAGCUAUAGGUUUAUUCGAAGCUCAGUUAAGCAGUUGUUCUUAUCAACUUCUGGGCAUGGCGGAUUUAGGUUUUUUACCAAAGUUUUUCGGCGUCCGAUCAAAAUGGUUCGGCACUCCAUGGGUUGGAAUCUUGUUAUCAACUGCGAUCACAAUCGCCGUUUCUCCGAUGGAUUUCACUGAUAUAGUAGCUUCUGCAAACUUCAUCUACAGUCUAGGGAUGUUGUUGGAGUUUGCAUCGUUUAUAUGGUUAAGAAGAAAGUUUCCGGCGCUGAAACGGCCGUACAAGGUGCCGCUAGGGGUUCCGGGACUGGUGGUGAUGUGCCUUGUUCCGUCGGCUUUCUUGAUCGUGAUCAUGGUUAUUGCUACCAAGAUUGUGUAUUUGGUUAGCGGGUUAAUGACUGUAGGUGCUAUUUUCUGGUAUUUUUUGAUGAAUUAUUGUAAGUCAAAGAAGUGGUUUGCAUUUGCAAAUGGCGAUGAAAUUGAAGGUGAGGAAGAAGUGUCGGCAUCUUGA
Messenger RNA from Lactuca saligna, 1461 nucleotides. NCBI's taxonomy places the organism in Eukaryota, Viridiplantae, Streptophyta, Magnoliopsida, Asterales, Asteraceae. The record is from the annotation of a GenBank genome assembly.